GAUCAGUCGUUCGCUGCGCGCGCGUCAAGUUAUCACGUAACUAUAGUGUUUUGUUGAUCGGCUCUGCAGUUGGUGCGCGUGCACGAUUCCAACACAUUCUUACCGAGUUGGUAAUAAGAAUCUCUUCGAGACGUAACACAAACGAGACACACGGUGAUAACAUUCCGAUACUCCGAGGUUGCGAGAGAGAUUUUCGUUUCUAUAUAAAUCGGAGCGUUAACUGUCAGAAGUGUGAAAAAAAGUCCUCCUCGCAAAAAGUUUUUGUUUCGUGUCGCGUGCCAAAUUGUGAGCGAUAUAUCGAAGUCGUGAACAAAAUUUAAAAUUGUGAUGUGAAAACGAUCAUUAUCGAGUAUAGAAACAAAAAAUUUGUUUCGACCGAUUCGCUUUCUUCUCCACGUUGUUAAUUCUUGCGGUAAAACUAAUUUGUUACUAAAAAAAAAAAAAAAAAUCAAAAGAGUUACGCGGUGACAUUCGCGUCGCGUUUGUGAUCUCGAGAUAUAAUAUCGUCUAGGAAAAAGCGAGAAGAGUCGUCUGUGCACGCGGAACGAACUGCGACGCGCGCAUUUGACUCGAAAGUCGCGUUCAAGAAACUGCUCUCGUGGCAUCGCAAGAUAUCUCGGUACCUAAGAUACCAGUCUUAUCUAUCGCGUCGUGAUAAACCGACAGGUUACGGCGUAAGCGUCCAGCCGGCGUCGUCGCGCGUCCUCGAGAAAACGUGCUCAAGUGUCGAGCCGAAGAUUCGUUCGAGGCGAAUCGAGGCAGAUCUCUCGGAUAGCCGUAACAGGUGACACAAUUAAUUCCGGAAUCGCUAUUGGUUGGAUCGCGUUUCUCUCUGCUCGUUAAUUUGUUUGUGUUUUUCUUUGCGUAUACGAAAAAAAGAAAAAGAAACAAAGACGCAAACUUGUGUUAAGAUGACGGCAGAUCGAAGCGACAGAUUCGUCGAUCCGAUUGUGGGCUCGCAGAUUCUCGCAGAUCGCCGACAAGCCUGAGUCCGAGAAGAGUUGAUUGGCAUUUCGUCUGAUGAACUUGUUGUUGGUGAACUCGUCGGCGAAUGGCUCGCAAAGAUCGCGCGACGAGUAGUGCUCUCGGCGAUAAUAGCUCGCAAAUCGGAGCUCGCGUCCUUCUCGGCGCGUCGGAAACGCGCAGGGUCACGUUCGCGCGCCGAUCGAAUUAAAAAAAAAAAAAAAAAAAAAAAAUACCACCGGACGACGAUCAACAAGGAGGACGGACGGCGAGCGAGAGCGAGCGGACGAUAACGAGGCGGCGCACGCAGAAGGAGCAUCGCGCUAGUGAGAAAGGAGGUCCCAGCCGGUGUCUUCUCUCGAUCUCUCCUUUUCCGCAACAACUUGUCCAGGUUUUUAUCGGACAAAGAAGAAAAAAAAAACAAUCAUCGGCGAGUGCUGUUUUUUGAUAAGAUUUCGCGCGAGUUUCAAACGACAGUUAAUGGUCAGGUUGUUUACAAAUUUGGGGAAUCGAAAGAAGACGCUCAAAUCGAGGAUUGAUGGGAGAGCUCUCGAUCGACAUGACAAGCAACGCAAAUUGAGAUAUAUAUUCCGACAGUGAGACAAACUGCUCGGAAGAGAAUCCAAGUAUGAUGAUGCCACCGCCACAAGUUGUAGGCGUUUUACUCAAGAAACCGGGACAGCAGACGCACCCACGGUUACCACCUCUGGAUCCGCAGGAGACCAAAAUUAGAGGUGAAUUGUACGUGGAGGAUCUGGGCGAGAAGAGAACGGUUUCCAUCAGGAUGGGUUGGUUGUGGGUCGAAGGCACCCCGAUGAGGCUACCACUGAGGGCGUUGAACCUACGUCAAGCACCACCCAGUCACUGCCAACCGCACACGCUCGCUCUGGGAUUUACCUUGAGCAACUCGCAGGGUCGUUCGCUCGCCACAUUUUGGGCGGACACGGAACCGAUCUACUGGUCCUGGGUCAGAGCGAUUGCGGCCGAACUAGUCCGGCAAACGCCGUUUCGCGCUCAGCGAUGCUUGAACUUCCUGGAGAUAUUGACCACUUGCCCGAGAGGCCCGAUUCCGCUACCGGACAGCCCGACGGAAACUAGAAGACGGUCCCGCAGCGAGCUACGCUGCUGGCCGAGCGACUCGCCGAUCGAGAAGACGACAAUGAACCCGUCGGUGAUACUCGACGAGUCCAGGAGAAGAGCGAGAAGUGAGUUACGGGGUUGGUCCAGUAGCAACUCGAGCGACGAAGAUCUCUUGGGAGAAUUCCGAAGUAUACCCGCUAUAAUCAGCACCAAGGACCAACCGGUCAGUAGAGCGUGGGGUUGCAGCGAAAGCAGCGAGGGUAGUGAUGAUAGUCUUCCUUGGGGUGGCGUGUGUCGAUCCAGCGUAGACUGCGUGGAAUCCACCGUUACUUUAUCGGAACCGGAAACGAGGGAACAGAGGAUACAGAGGUACAAGGAGACGCGCAGACGUGAGAACGAGGCGAGAAGUCGACGGGUUCUCGAAGAGGACGCCAGGCGACGGAAAGCGAAAGCCGAAGAAAACAAUAACAAUCUACCGAAGAUCUACAGUAGAACAAGGAGCAGGAUUAACGCGACCAACGAUAACGAUGACCUGCGUCCAACAACGCGCUCGUCCAAGAAGGAUGUGAUCACGUCAAUCGACGCAAUAACGCGAAACUCGAUAAUCGACCGAUUGCCUCCCGUCAAACCGAGCGACUCCAACACCGUGAGAUUUACUGAGGAUGUUCAUCGAAACGAGGACGACAAACGAAACAACAACAGUCCGAAAAAUGGAAACGGCAGUUCCGGAAUACUCCGAUCGGACACCAACGAGAGGAGAAGCAGAGCCAGAGAGAGAAGAAUCUUUCGCGACAGAGGACAGGACAAAUUGUCGCACCAACAUCAACAAUUGACCGGUAUCACUAUCGCGAAUGUGGAAACUCUUCGGGAACGAAAAGAGCGUUUGGCUCUUCUCAGUUCCAGGAUUCCUGUUUCCCGUCAAUUGUCGUCCCAAUCGUCUUCAAGAUACGUAGACUGUCCGACGUUAAUUUCCCCGAAAUCACCGAGCUCUCCGGCGGUCUUGAAGGAACCACCUUGCGAGGAAGUAGUUGCUAAACUGCUCGAACGAUGCCAGAGAGUUGAUCACUACGUGCCAGUGCGUGAGAAACUCACUCUGUUUGAAUCCCUCUCGAGGUUAGGCGGUCGGUUGGCCAGAAGCACGGAGGAUCUUGGUCGCACGUCUUCCAAACCAAGUCCCAGAGGGAAGCAGCGUGCCAGGUCUCUUCAUGAUCUCAAUCGAGGAGCAAGAACGGUACCCGUUAGGGAAAUGUGUCGGUUCUUCGAAGGCGAUUUGGAACAGGACGUCAGUCAAAGAACGAUGUCUCUUGUCAAAACGAGAUUUAGCGAACCAACGAAGAGCUUGUGGAAAGAAUCGAGUACCAAACACGACGCAAUUUCUAGCAACGCUUCAGCGCGGCGAAAACAUUAUCUGAAAUAAUCGACUUGACCAUGUAAAUCGAUAAUCUUCCAGGAGAUGUUUAGACUUCGCGAACGAAAGUCUCUCAACUUGUGAUUAUUUAUUUUUGCUGAGAGCAAAAGAAAUAGAAAGAGCUCGAUGAUGAAGGUUUAUUUAUUAUAUACAUUGAAAUUCUGAGAUUAUGAAAGCGCGGAAUAUUUUUUGCACGAUUUAAUUAUUAUUAUAAUUCUUCCCGAACCUUUUCAAAACGAAAUUAAAUUGUAAGAACCUUUUUUUUUUGUUACUGCUAACGCGCACAUGAUUGAUAGAUCAGUGAAAAUAAAAAAUAUUUAUAUACUCGAACUGUCAAGGUGAGGCGAAUUGGCCGUAGAAUUUGCGCGAGAGUUUCUCAGUCACGAUGACGAUUUGUUUCUCGACGUUGCGCGCGAAUCGCUAACACGAUCGAGUCGCGCUUAUCAAGCGCGUUCGAGAUUAGAGAAUCGAUUCUAUUGAUCGUUUUCGCGGGCGACGAUUGUCACACUUGCGCCGAGAGAAAGUCGCGUGUACGUGGACUUUUUUCACGCUCGAGGCUCCAAACUGUGCUCGAUUCUCUCGAUUGCCGAUUGUCGCGAUUAAAUCGAGGAAAGGAAAGAAUUAUUUUAUACAACAUAUCUUACGAAAGUGAGAAUAAAGAAAACUAUAGCACAGCGAGGAGAGCACGCGAUUGCAACAGACAUUUUCCACCUUUGAAUUAGAUUUCACCUUUAUUCGUUACGCGAAUGUCGUUUCGGAUUUGUAGACAAUCGCGUCUGCUCGUAUUUCAAAAUACAAAGUGUAAUGUUUAUCGCGCACGAUUGUGCGUAUCAGCGAGAUCGAGCGUGGCCGAUCGUGACACGAAGAGAAUGAGAGAAAGAAAAGCCACAAGUGAGAAGGAAAGAGAAAGAGAGAGCCGGGCAAAGAGAGAGAAAGAGAGAGAGAGAGAGGGGGGAGGGGGAGGGGAAAUCGGAGAAACCGGUAAUUUACGUUCACCGAGCGAUUGCCGCAACGUUGAACACCUGUAUGUAUACAAACUGUACGUGAGUCGAUCGGCGAGCUCAUUUUUUUCGAUUAGCCUGAAUUCGAUCAUCCGGAUUUUAAUCAGGCAACAGCUCCAGAUCGUUAAGUAUCCAAAGAGAUGAGAACGAUAAAAGAAUGCUCGCGGCGCGUUUUCCCGAUUGCGACAAACUCAUUUUGUACCUGAAAUCGUUGGAUUGUUUUUUUCUUAUUAUUAUUUUUUUUUUUUAGACCGUAUCGAUGUUAUAGUUUAAUGUCUGUUACAUAUUUGUCGUUGUAAAUAAGUGUCUAAUUAACGAUUUUUAUAUGGGAUAUAUGUAUAUAUACAUAUAUAUUUAUAAAUAUAUAUAUAUAUAUAUA
This is a messenger RNA of Pseudomyrmex gracilis, 4831 nucleotides long. RefSeq lists its product as uncharacterized. The record is from RefSeq and is a predicted model, not a curated record. The transcript has 3 exons. NCBI's taxonomy places the organism in Eukaryota, Metazoa, Arthropoda, Insecta, Hymenoptera, Formicidae. Bases 1592 to 3460 code for a protein of 622 amino acids.